GCGAACAUGUUCAGUUGUUUCUUGAGAGAUGAGUAUUUUGUAUGUCAAUAUGCCUUCUAGCGGUUAGGCAUUAUAUUGGACAACUAGUCUGUAGAAAAAUUAUAUUUCGGGACAUUUUUAUUGUUAUAAGAUGCUUGGUAGCCUAUAGGGAAUGUACGCUCAAAUUAGUGGCAAAUUUUGUUUUAUUUCUUAAGCUUUGAUAUGUAUCUCAACACAGGUUCUGAUGUUUAUAUUGGGUUUACUUAGAACUCUUGCUCGUAAUUUUCGUACAUUUAUCUUGUUUUAGUUAUAAAUGUGAAUAUAAAAGCACGUGCAUUAUCAAUAUUUAGCCAAAAAUAAGUGUCAAAAUCGGAAAAAACAUUUCAAUGUCUAUCCUCAGUUUACGUGUUGUCGUCGCUCUCUCUGGAGGUGUAGUGUUUUUGUUGUUUUCUAAACUGAUGUGGGUUGUACCCAAAUGGAUGUUGAAGAGCCGUGACAGUGAUGUUAGUCGUCAAUCGAAGCUUGUUAGCGAUCAUAAAACCUUUACGGAAGCAGUGGAUCUAAACAAUAUUAAAGUACCUAUCUUCUAUGGGUCACAGACUGGUACUGCUAAAAAAUACGCUGUUUGUCUUGGUCAUCAUCUUCAUACUUGUGGCGUCCAAAACUUGGUGAUAGACCUCAGGCACUUGACUAUGGACAUGCUGGUACACUUGUCUGUAUUGGACACAUGCGUAGCAGUAUUCAUUCUGGCAACUUAUGGUGAAGGUGAACCCACAGAUAAUGGUCGGAAGUUUCUAGAGGAUUUGGAAAACUCUGAUAAGAAAUUCAAUAAUUUACGUUUUGUGGUUUUUGGACUGGGUAACAGCUUGUAUACGUAUUUUAAUGCUUUUGGAAAAUCAAUCGAUCGUUUACUUUGUAAACAAGGAGCUAAACGUUUACAAGCAAUUACUUUAGGUGAUGAAGUGGAUGAUUUAGAAAAUACUUUUCUCACUUGGAGAGAUCAGUUGACUUCGUCGUUAAUGGAUUUCUUUAAUGUAUACAGUGAUAAUAAAGAUAAUCUGAACAUGCAGUAUGAACGGAUAUAUUCAUUGAAAUGUAAGACUUGGGGUUUGCCUGUCGUUUCACGCUUUCUAAACAGAGCUUAUGUGCCGGAAAAGUUACCUUACGGAACGGAGAACUAUGUCUACACUGCUCUAGUUGUUAAUCAAGAGUUAUACAAUAACAGUUCGCGUUCUUGUCGACACAUUGAAUUGGAUCUAUUUGGUUCUGAACUUAGUUACAAAACAGGUGAUCAUGUUGCAUUAUUCGCUCCAAAUCCACCAGAUCUUGUUAACGCAAUUGGUGAUCUUCUAGAUAUUGAUUUGGAUGUGAUGAUUAGUUUGGAUGCAGUUGAUCCUUUCAGUUUAAUAAGACAUCCUUUUCCGUGUCCAUGUACCUACCGUCAUGCAUUCACGUAUUUUGUGGAUAUAACUGGACCUCCUGGGAGGAAUUUAUUUUCUGCUUGCAUAAAUACAAUAACUGACCCUGAUGAAUUAGAAUUUGUUCAACUUCUUAUUUCAAAAAGUGAAAAAGGAAAGGAACUAUACUCAAAGUGGAUUUUAGAAGAUCAUCGUGGUCUUGUUGAUGUAUUAAAAGAUCUUACAUCAUUUCGACCACCAGUUGAUCUCUUGCUGGAGUUAUUAAAUCCUCUAAAGCCAAGACUGUACAGUAUCUCCUCCUCUGCAUUAGUGUAUCCGAAACGAAUACAUAUAACGGCUUCUGUGGUUAAUUAUCAAACGAAUUCAGGUAUGUAGUGAUCAUUUAUUAUCUAUCUUUUGCAGCUACUCACUACGCAAUUACCUAGUAAAUUUGCAAGGAUAAUCGAGUGGAGAUAUAUAUUUUUUCGAAUUGGUCAUUUCAUCGUCUUCAUGAACCUAUGGUGCAUUCAAGUCGUCAAUUCAAAGGUCUUGCUACAAAUUGGUUGAAUUCACUCCAAUUAGAAAGUUAUCAGGAUACACUGAAUAUCUCUAUACCUGUUACCAUUCACUCAAGUAAAUUCUAUUUACCUCGAAGUCGUGCACUACCAAUAAUUAUGAUAGCUGCUGGUACUGGAUUAGCUCCAUUCCGUGCAUUCAUACAAGAACGUUUAAAACUAGCUGACGAUAAAGGUGGUGUAAAUGGACAAAUGUUGUUGUUUUUCGGUUGUCGUCAUGAAAAUGAAGAUUUUAUUUACUCAGCUGAAUUAAAACAAGCUUGUGAUACUGGCCUACUUGAAAUGCACACGGCUUUUUCGCGUGACUCUGUCGAUGGCACCAAGGUGUAUGUUCAGCAUAAACUUCUAGAGAUGGGUCAUAAAGUGUGGCAACUUUUAGAUGAAUAUCAUGCCUAUCUUUAUGUUUGUGGGUAAGUAAUUUAUCAUUAUUUAUGAAUGGCUAUUUUAUUCUCAAUGUGUAGAAUAAUAAGAUUACAAUCAGAGUAAAGGCAUUAUAUUGGAAGGAGGGGAAUAUUCUUGAGUUGAACAGUGAAACUAAACGUGAGCAUCAGUUAGGUAAUCAUCGGAGGAGGUCAAGCAAACAAAUUGAACCAAAUAAAUGACUACAGAGACAUUGAUAAAAAGCUGAUAAGUGUGAAAAUACAAUGGAGAAAAAACGAAGGGAUCACUGCUUAGAUUAUUAAUCGCCUCUUUCUGGACAAAUAAUUCGAGUCUUGUUAUUCGAAUGGCGACAACUCCAACAAUUCGAAGUAGUUGUAAAAUUCCUUCACCACCUUACGAAGUUCUGAUUUAUCUAGUGACAAGUUAUAGCACUAGUAUUCGGCCAGUACACAGCUGAGAAAAUCUCUGUAAAAUCUUACUCUGCAAAGCCGUCCUCAUUGUGUUGAUUAGCCUUAUCGACGGAACUUAAUUGGCAUGAAACUCAUUCAUCCUUGUAGUCCUUCUGUUACAGCGAAAAAAAAGAAAUCUGAAGUCAUGUCGUUAGUCACUGUAUGCAUAUGUACAUUCAUGUGAAUACCUAUCACCAGCAUAAACCGAACGAUAGUAGUAACGUUGUUUUUGCAAAUUUUUGAUAUGUGUAAUGCAAGUAAAGCUACAACGUUACAACAAUUAAUUUAUGACAACUUAUUGUGUUAAUAAAAUAUCCAGGUUUAAGUACAUCGGUGUUUAAACUCAGGUUAUUGGACACAGCAGUUAAUUACACUUACGCGUUUGAUGUAGACUAUCUUUUCUCAUAUUUCGUCAAAUAGUGUUCAUAAAUUGCAGUUGCAUAUCUCCAUUGUCCAAUUUUCACGUUUUUAUACCACUUGUCAUGUUGUACCAAUUUAUCGAAGCGAAGAAACCUUCUGUCUCGUCACAUACAUUAUCAGUGGUUACUUCACACAGCUGUAAAGUAAGAUGGAACCAACUUCUGCGUAGUACUUACAUACGCAUUAAAAUAGACCUCCGAUUAAGAAGGCUAGUACGUGAUGCUCAAGAGUUUGAAAGGCCAUAUACCAAUACUAAAUAGAACAGGCUUCAGACUUCCAUCAACAGCUACCUUCGCUCCAUACUAAUGA
This is a messenger RNA of Trichobilharzia szidati, 3510 nucleotides long. NCBI's taxonomy places the organism in Eukaryota, Metazoa, Platyhelminthes, Trematoda, Strigeidida, Schistosomatidae. The record is from the annotation of a GenBank genome assembly.